UCCUCAUGGUUCGUUAACCACUGAGCCACAAAGGAAACUCCCAUCUUUCUGUCUUUUUACUCUAGAGGUAAUUUCAUCUCAGGUUUACAGUUUUGCUUCUUCAGUCAGUGUAAAUUAUCAGUAUAAAUUCUAUCUAGCACUGUGGGACUUUCCUGUUUACUAAAAAAACACUAUUUAAAUACCAAGUGAUGAGCAAUACAGCACUCUUGGCACAGACUUUUCCAGCCAGAGGAGCAAGUUCCUGACUUUGUAAAUCAAGAGGCUUGGCCUCUAUCAUUCAAAAGGAAUGGAAGAGGCAUCAGUAGGGGCCCACCUGUUGUACUGUCAGAGUUGCAAGAGUGCUUGGGAAUCACAUUAGCAUUUUUGAGGACAUGAGUCUGCAUCAGAGUCCUUAUAAAUACAGCCUGACUCAGCCACUCUUUGACUGACACCCUUGGGACAUGAAGUGGAUACUGUUCUUUGGGGCCCUUAUUGGGUCUGGCAUCUGUGGCCGAGAAAAGUUUUUUGGGGACCAAGUUUUCAGGAUUAACGUCAGAAAUGGAGAUGAGAUCAGCAAACUAAAUCAGCUUGUGAAUUCAGACAACUUUAAGCUCAACUUCUGGAAAUAUCCUUCUACCUUUGGUCGUCCUGUGGAUGUCCUGGUUCCUUCUGUCAAUCUGCAGCCAGUCAAAUCCUUUCUGAAGUCCCAGGGGUUAGAAUACUCGGUGACUAUUGAAGACCUGCAGGCCCUUUUAGAUAAUGAAGAUGAAGAAAUGCAACACAAUAAAGGUCAAGAACGGAGCAGUAAUAACUUCAACUAUGGAGCCUACCAUUCCCUGGAAGCUAUUUACCAUGAGAUGGAAAGCAUUGCCAGAGAUUUUCCUAACUUGGCGAGCCGGGUGAAGAUUGGGCAUUCAUUUGAAAACCGGUCCAUGUAUGUACUGAAGUUCAGCACUGGAGAAGGCAGGCCACGGCCAGCCAUUUGGCUGAAUGCAGGCAUCCAUUCCCGGGAGUGGAUCUCACAGGCCACAGCAAUGUGGACCUCGAGGAAGAUUGUAUCUGAUUAUGGGAAGGAUCCAGCCAUCACCUCCAUCUUGGAGAAAAUGGAUAUUUUCUUGUUGCCUGUGGCCAAUCCUGAUGGAUAUGUAUACACACAAACUCAAAACCGUUUUUGGAGGAAGACACGGUCUCUCAAUCCUGGAACCCACUGCAUUGGUACUGAUCCAAAUAGAAAUUGGAAUGUUAGUUUUGCAGGAGAAGGAGCCAGUAACAACCCUUGCUCUGAAGUAUACCACGGAGCCUAUGCCAAUUCAGAAGUGGAGGUGAAAUCGGUGGUAGAUUUCAUCCAAGGACAUGGGAAUUUCAAAUCCUUCAUUGACCUGCACAGUUACUCACAGCUGCUGAUGUAUCCAUAUGGGUACACAGUCAAAAAGGCCCCAGAUGCUGAAGAGUUGGAUGAGGUGGCAAGGCGUGCAGCCAAAGCUCUGGCUUCCCUGUCGGGCACUGAGUACCAAGUGGGUCCCACCUGCACCACUGUCUAUCCAGCUAGUGGGAGCAGCAUUGACUGGGCAUAUGAUAAUGGCAUCAAAUAUGCAUUCACUUUUGAGUUGAGAGAUACUGGGCACUAUGGCUUCCUCCUGCCAGCCAACCAGAUCAUCCCCACUGCAGAGGAGACCUGGCUGGGGCUGAAGACCAUCAUGGAGCAUGUGCGGGACAACCUUUACUAGAUGAGGAGCCCAGCUCUAUCUACAUUUGUCUAUCCCUGUGUACACCCACACACACACUAGGGCCACUGUCAAAGGGAGCUUGUUCCUUCACAAGUGAGUGAAGCCUCUGGCUUUGAAGAGAAUGCUGGUCAGCUUCUCUCCAGCCCUAUUCCUUGAAGUUGGUGCGUCCUGGUGGUGCACUGGGAGGAGCUCUCCUGUCGUCCUCUUGUAUUUUGGUUCUGCCUGUUUUGUUGAUCUCUUUGUGUAUGUCUUUCAUUCCAUAUAGCUAGUUGGGCAGGCCACACUUAGGGUGGCACAUUUCUACCUCAGUUUUGGAACAAAAGGACUUCUGAAAUGAUUCUGUAGUCCAUCCAGUUUAGCCACACGUGUGACCUUACUCUAGUGGGGUCCCCAAGACAAGUGCUGUGGGAGAUAAUGCCUUUCUUUUUUAGAUCAGUUUCAAAGAUGACACAGAACUUCCUUUAAUUUAUCUCUCUUUUUUGGACAUGUAUUUCUUUGAAAAAUGAAUCCCAAAAGGUCAUCAGUAUAGGUCAUCCCCUCUUUUUUUUGUUUGUUUGUUUUCAGUCUGAAUACAGAGUAGAUCACUUUUCAUCACUUGGCCCCAAAAUUCCUAGCUAAUAUGGUCCUGAUCACAUUCUUCCCCUUGUUACUCAGUGUAACUGGGAUCCCAGAAGGGAAACUAUGUCGCUAUAGGUACUGCUCACUCAGAAACCCUAGAUGAAGUGGUGAUCUAAUAGCGGGAUUGCUAAAUUAUCCCCAUCUGUCCUAAUGGGCUCACCUCCACUUUGCCUUUUGAACUUACUUCAGAGAUCUUGCUCUCACCCUACUGGUCCUAAAUCACUCCUCUGGCCUGGAUAGUCUCACUACCCUGAGACCACAUUCCUAUUUUGCUGUGGUGUAACUUGUAUUUCCUUCUCUUUGUUUGUGUGUGUGUGUUGUUUUUGGUCUUUAAAGUUGCCUUUUUAUGUGUUGCAUCCUGGACUGUGAGUACCAAUGUAGAGCAAGGAUUCACUGGUCAGGCUCCUCUUGUUUCAUUCCUUCUCAGCAUGUACCAUCUGCCCUUUUUCUUUUUUCUUUCUUUUUUUUUUUAAAUUUGCUUUUACCAAACAUGUCUGUAAAUCUUAUCCUUCUGCCUAGGAUUUGUGCAGCAUCUGCUGUGUGCUCAUAAGCCAAUAAAUAUUCAAUAUGAGUCUCCUGAUCAUCUUCUAUUCUUCAUCUUCACCUCAAUGGAACCAAGCCAUGAUUUUGAAUAUGCAGCUCUUUAUAAUGUCAAAAGUCAAUUUUAAUCCCUCCAUAUCACAUGACAUGUAGGAAGGCCUUCUUCAUCAGGCUGAGGGGCCCCCAGGGUAAUGUUACCUUGGUGAUUUUGCCCCAGUCCUAGGUCUAGUUCUUAGUUUUUCAACUCAGAAGCUUGAUAUUCUCCAUGUCCAUAUUGAUUAGACUUGGGGAUGCUGACUCACGUCUACAGAGCUCAGAUAAGCAGAUGAUAAAAUCAGAAUACGAAUUUAUUAAUUUACAUCAUGGCAUGUAACUGUUUAGUGGAUUGGAUCCUCACGUCAGCCUGAACAGUACAUUCUCUCCCUGUAGGCACAAAUACAUGGGAAGCCAAAUUAUAAUCAAAAGGUUGUUUAGUGAGCAGGGCGUCAGAGCACGGAAAGUUAAUUACAGUCUAUGAUUAGAAUUUUUAAUGGUAUCCAGCUCUAAUAACAUGAUACAUCCAAUUCUAUAACCAGAACACACCUGCCAGCCAGCUGGUCGCUUGUGCUGGCUAGUCUGAGCUGCCUCAGACCAGAUAAGGCCUCAGUAGAUGUGACAAUACUUGCCUUUGUGACAUGCCAGUAACCUGGCUCUAUUUGUGGAACCCCCUUGCCCCAAAGACUGAGCUUGUCCUUUAGAUUCCUUAAACAAGACAUAAAAAACCAUGGAGGAAUACCUGUGGCUAUAAUAACAUUAAGUCUUCAUAUCUGUGACUAUAAUAAAAUUAAGAGCUAAUAAAAUUCAUUAAGAGACCCCAUAAAAACUUGAGAAGACAAGUUGCAAACUAGGAGAAGAUAGUCACAAUAUUCAUAGUACACUCAACAAGGGACAUAAAAAGAACUCCUACAGAUCAUAAGAAAUGCACAAAUAAUCCAAUAGAAAAACAGACAAAAGAUGUGAACAAGCAUUUCACUUAGGAGGUAACAGGUAUUCUGAUAAACAUAGAAGAGAUGGUUACUGAUGGAAGACAUGCAAAUCAAGACUGCAAUGAAAUGCCAUUUUAUACUCAUUCAGUUUCCAAAAGUUAAAAAGUUGGAGAGGAGGUAGAUAAUGGGAUCUCUUAUACAUUAUUGGUGGGUUGUGAAUUAGUAAAACACUUUGGAAAAUAGUUUGGCAUGAUCUUCUGAAGUUCACACUUUAUGAUCCACCUAUUCCACUCCAGGCGUAAACCCAAGAAAUUCUUGCAAUACGCAGCAGGAGACAUACGUGAGAAUGUUCACAGCAACACUGUUCGGGUUUAGCAAAAACCUAAAACACUGUUUAGGUUUGGCAAAAACCUAAAAACAACUUAAAAGUCCACCGGUAGGAAAAUGGGUGAAUAAGGUAUGUGUAUAUAUUUUAUAUAUAUACACGUAUAUACACACUUAUAAGGAAGACAUAAAAUUUGAUAAAACUGAAUUAAAAAGGGAAGCAGUAGUGAAAUAAGUCAGCAGAGAAAACUACUGUGUAUUAUCACUUAUAUGUGGAAUCUAAAAAAUACCACAAACUAGGGAAUAUAACAAAAAAGAAACAGGCUUAGAUAUAGAGACCAAACUAGAGAUUAACAGUGGGGAGAGGAAAGAGGGAGGAGCAAGACAGGAGUAGGAGAUCAAGAUGUACAAAUUAUGUAUAAA
Molecule: messenger RNA, 4576 nt
Organism: Sus scrofa (pig)
Lineage: Eukaryota; Metazoa; Chordata; Mammalia; Artiodactyla; Suidae
Product: carboxypeptidase A5
Biological process (GO): proteolysis
Molecular function (GO): zinc ion binding; metallocarboxypeptidase activity
Source: RefSeq, a predicted model, not a curated record